Molecule: messenger RNA, 6457 nt
Organism: Oncorhynchus gorbuscha (pink salmon)
Lineage: Eukaryota; Metazoa; Chordata; Actinopteri; Salmoniformes; Salmonidae
Product: zinc finger protein 850-like
Exons: 9
Coding region: 110-4456 (1448 amino acids)
Biological process (GO): regulation of telomere maintenance via telomere lengthening; telomere capping
Cellular component (GO): shelterin complex
Molecular function (GO): telomeric repeat DNA binding
Source: RefSeq, a predicted model, not a curated record
CGUUGUUUCUUCCUGGUUUUAUUGGUAAAUUCUGGAGUGGCGAUAGCACAUUUUGUUUCCAAAAAAAGCCAGUUAAGUAAUACACUACAGCUAACACUGGAAGCUCGACAUGCAAAAACAUCUUAAGGAAGAAGAUGGACCUCUUCCACUGUCGUCUUUGCGUCUUUUUGUUCCUCCACUGCGUCUGGCGUCUGCAGUUCUGUGGCAAGUUGUUCAGCGGAGAGACAUAAUGGACUAUGGCUUGGUGGAGGAGUUUGUCACCACUGUGUUGGAGGUAGUUCCUGAUCUGAUGAGUUACAGAGAGCGAGUCCAACUCAUCAUGGGGCUGCGGGCACAGCUGGUUCUGGAGUUGUGUCGCACAGAUCACCUAGCUGACCCCGACACCAUCCAGCCACACCUGAACAGGCUUAGAUCCUGUGUCAUCACUCAUAGGGAAAAGGAGAUUCCUGAUCCAGAGGUGGAGGCAUCAGAAUCCAACUUCCUGAAGCUGAUUCAAAGCCUGCUAGAAGACCCAAUUGAGAGAGAACACUUCUUCCAGAAUGUUUAUUCAGAGGAAUUCGGCCUCAAGUAUGACUCCGCACUGCAGAGUCUGGUGUGGGAGUUCCUGUCUAGGCUGGAGAAGUUACUUCCAACACCAACCCUUCAACAGACUGCAUCUUGGUUUCCACCUGACCCUUCUAUCCUGGAGGACUGUGUGCAGUUUGUGUGUCACCCCGAGCCUUUGAAGACCCUACUCCAGUACCAAAACAACACAUAUGAAUAUGUGGACACCAACGCUCUAUCUUCGGUCGACUACAUCCUCUCAUCGCUGUCGCUCUCUCCACUAAAGACAGUUGUGAUCUUUCCAGAUCAAACUGACCCAGAGAUCAAAUCAGAACCCAUGGAGGAACCUUUGCCAUAUGAAAAUAUGAACAUUCAAAGCCCAGCCUCAUCUGCCAACGAUUCAGAAAUGCUUCCUUUGUUGGAGUCAGAUUACGUGAAGAGCGUAGAUGGGGUGCAUUCAGACGGACAUUUGAAUGUUGAGAUUUUGUCUUUACAAAUUCAAGGUUCAGAAGAGGUGUGUAUACACAAGGAAACUACUGAGGGAGACCUUAAACACGAGACAGUUGACAAAGAGUCAGCAAGAGUGAGAGAACUAGAUGGAGCUUUUCACCAACCUCAAACUGACAGUGGGCUAUCAAUACAAAAGCCUCACAGCAACCAACAGAAAGUGCAGGACAGUUCUAGUUUGUCAACUUCCUGUCUGCUCCGUCAGCCCAUGGUGCUGCUGCACCGACUUGACAUGACUGAUAUGCCGUUACCUGUGUCAUCUCCAACAUUGAGGAGAAAGAGGCUUCAAAUUAAAAAAGAGCGACCCCAAGGACAGAGAGCAGGAUGGGUCAUAUCACCAGAAAGUAAGAGCAAUGCCAAUGGACAGCCACCACCAGAGACUGAACAAGACAGUGUAACCUCAGACGAUGAUGCUCCCAAGAAAAGGAAAGCUGGUAGAGGCCUAGAGGAGGAGACACUGCACCACCACGUCAAGGACGUUCACUCAGAGGAGUGCAGUGGACAGAACAGAGAACCUUUUGACAGUAUGCCUCAGUCUUCUUUGGCCCCUGACCUAUCUCAUGUAAUUGGGCAGUCUGCUAGAAGCAAACGGGUCAAAAUGUGCUCCUUUUGUAGGAAGACCUUCAUUGGAGCAAAGGAUUUGACGGCACACAUGAGAUCUCAUACUGAGCAGAGUUCUUACCAGUGCACCCAGUGUUUGCAAAGCUUUGAACAUCAUGAGGACUUACACAAACAUCAACAGAUUGGGUGUGAGGUGGCAACUCAACCAGAAGAGGACAACUUGUCUACGACAUCUUUUGAAGAGGAUAACAUGUCUGCAACAUCUUUUGAGGAUGGGAUCGAGACAUCCCAGCCCAAUGGCACUUCGCCCCUGAGCCCAACGACUUCUAACGUUCGUCCCAAUCCAAAAGAGUUUUCCAAAGCCAGAACUUGCCAUGUGUGUCAGGGAACUUUCCAAAGUGCAUAUUUAAUGAGAAAGCACCUGAAUUCCAAACACGAUCAGCUCCCUUACCAGUGCUGCAACUGUGGAGAACAUUUCAAGAGGAAGUUUCAUUUAAAGGAACAUAAGAAAUUGUGCUUGGUGGCGAGCUCAACAACUUCCAACAUUUGUCCCACUCCAGAUCAGUCUUCCAAAGCCAGAAAUUGCAGUUUGUGUAACAAGACUUUUGACAGUGCAUAUUUAAUGAGAAAGCACCUCAAAUCCAAACAUGAUCAACUCCCUUACCAGUGCCCGGGCUGUGGAGGAAAUUUCCAAAGGAACUUUCAUUUGAAGGAGCAUAAAAAAGAGUGCUUGGUGGUGAAGAGUCUCCUCUCUUGCUCUCUGUGUGACAAAACUUUCAUUGAAGCAAGCAAUUUGACAAAACACGUGAGAUCUCACUCUUACCAGUGCACCAAGUGUUUGCAGAGCUUUGAAUGCCAGGAAGACUUACAGAAACAUCUGCAGAAUGUGUUUGAAGAGCCAGCUCAAUUUGAAGAGGACAACACGUCGAUGCCAUCUUUUGAGGAUGGGACAGAGACAUCCCAGCCCGACGACACUUCCAAUGUCCUUCGCACUCGAAAGGAGUCUUCCAGAGCCAGAACGUGCCGUUUGUGUCACAAAACUUUUGACACGAUACAUUUCAUGAAAAAGCACCUGAAUUCCAAACAUGCUCAGCUCCCUUACCAAUGCCUCCACUGUGGAGAAAACUUCAGGAAGAAGUUUAAUUUGAAAGAACAUCAGAAAGAGUGCCAUAAACCCACUCCAACACAGUUGUCCAAGGCCAGAACAUGCCGUGUGUGUCACAAGACUUUUGUUAGUGUACAUUUAAUGAGAAAGCACCUCAAAUCCAAACAUGAUCUGCUCCCUUACCAGUGUCUCGGCUGUGGAGACCAUUUCUACAAAAAUUCUCACUUGCUGAAACAUGAAAAAGUUUGCUCAGCGGCAAAGAGGCUUCUCACUUGUUGUGAGUGUGGUAAGACUUUUAAGCUCUCUCAGUUUAAGAGGUGUAACCUGGUGAACCAACAGCAGGCACCUAGGGGGGGUCACCAAGAGACCAACACGACUCUAAUAGUGGAAAAUGGGAUGGAGAUACCCCAGUCCUUCAGCACAACACCCCAGAACCCAACAACCUCCAAUGCUCUCACAAUUCAAGGGCAAUCCUCCACAAUAGCCAACCAUUAUGAAACAUGUCUUUUGUGUAAUGAAACGUUUCAAAAUGGAGAGAAUCUGAGAAAACAUAUGAAAUUCCAACAUGAUGUACGUACGUACGUGUGCCUUGUUUGCGGAGAGACAUUCCAAAGCAAAUCUGAACUACAGAAACAUUCUGACAUUCAUUUGGGCUCCAGAAAGUGUCCUUUGUGUGUUAAGAAUACUUCUCAAUCAACGCUGCAGCACGUUCAGAGACAACAGCAAGACUCGAGGGUGUCAAGUGAGGGAGUCAACCCAAACCAGCACCAAAGGGAUGUUGAUCCAGCAGAUGGCAGCAGCUCGCUGGCACCAAGGGAACAUGAGACAAAUAUCCCUCAGCCUUCAACCUAUCUAUGUGAUACAUGUGGUAAAGACUUCCCAUCUCUGUGCCGAUUGAAAAGACAUUUGCAAGUACAUACAGGAGAGCAGCCUUUUCCUUGCACGGAUUGUGGCAAAUGUUUUACUUGCAAGGGUAGUCUGAAAAUCCAUCAACGCCUUCAUACAGGAGAGCGGCCAUUUGCGUGCACUUUGUGCCAACAACGUUUUAUCACAAAUAAACACCUAAAAAGACAUGUGUUUACUCACACAAGGGAAAAGCCUUUUCAGUGUUCAGCUUGUGGGAAAACCUUCAAAACGAAACAAGGCUGGAGCAGACAUCAACAAUUUAGGCGUUGUUACCUGGAAAAACAUACUAGAGCAAGUUUUCUAGGCAAUCAGAAGGACUUACAAAAACAUCUGAAGAUUGGGCGUGAGGAGGCAGCUCAACCAGGAGAGGAUAACAUGUCUACAACAUCUUUUGAGUACAAGACAUCCCAGGCCCAUGGCACUUCAGCCCAGAGCCCAGACACUUCUAAUGUUCGUCCUACCCCAAGACAGUCCUCCAAAGCCAGGACGUGCCACGUGUGUCAUGAAAUCUUCCAUAGUGCAUAUUUAAUGAGAAAGCACCUGAAUUCCAAACAUGGCCAGCUCCCUUACCAGUGCCUCGACUGUGGAGAACAUUUCAAGAGGAAGUUCAAUUUGAGGGAACACAAGGCAAAGUGCCAUUUUACGCCUUCCUCCAAAGCCAGAAAAUGCUGUUUGUGUAACAAGACUUUCAACAGUCCAUAUUUAAUGAGAAAGCACCUCAAGUCCCAACAUGAUCAACUCCCUUACCAGUGCCGCGACUGUGGACAUUUUUUUACGCUGAAGUUUAAUUUGAAGAAGCAUAAGAAAAAAUGCCCCACUCUGAAAAGACAUUAGCGAGUACACGCUGGAGAGCAGAAUCCUUGCACGGAUUGUAGCAAACACUUUCCUUUGAAGGGUAGUUUGAAAACCCACCAACUCCUUCAUACAGAAGAGCAGCCAUUUGCGUGCACUUUGUGCCAAGAACGCUUUAUCACGAAUAAACAGCUACUAGGACAUACGUUUACUCACUCAAAGGAGAAGCCUUUUCAGUAUUAAGCUUGUGGGAAGGAAGACUUUCGAAACAAGGUUGGAGCAGACAUCAACAAUUUAGGCAUGGUCAGCUGAAAAAAUAUAUAUACGAGAACAAGUUUGCUUGAAGAUUGAGUAAUUGUAAUUCCCGACCUUCACCAUUUCACUUGUGAUUUUGGUUCUUAUUUUAUUCUCUUUGAAUAGACAUUUUUGGUUUACAAACAAACGAUACCUUUGAGUGAUGCACACGCAUUCUCGUGUUAAAAAAAUCCCUCUAGCAGAAUAUUUACACGCAGAUGUCGACAAACGUAAUAGCGAUGAAUAUGAAAACACAAGACUGGUGGCUAUAACUAUGUUCAAGGAGAGUAUUAUUCUUCUGGCUUUAUCGAGCUCUAUUUGUGAUAUUUUACCUUGCUGGCUUGGUAGCUUGCUAGGUAGUUCAUCCUCGGAAGACAUCUGUGACGUUGUAGAUGAUAACCAUCGGACUACAUCAAAUCAAAUCAAAUGUAUUUAUAUAGCCCUUCGUACAUCAGCUGAUAUCUCAAAGUGCUGUACAGAAACCCAGCCUAAAACCCCAAACAGCAAACAAUGCAGGUGUAAAAACAUGUUUGUUAACUUGCAUAAGCUGCAUCUGAAGUUGGAUGUUGUUGUAUUGUCAAUCCCCGAUCUGAGGAAGAACUGCGUACUGCAACUUCACACCCCGGCCGGGAAAUGGGUCUAUUACAUAUGUUCAGGAAUGUCCCCCAGAGCUGUUGCCAGAGAAUUGAAUGUUAAUUUCUCUUACCAUAAGCUGCUUCCAAAGUCGUUUUAGAGAAUUAGGCAGUACGUCCAACCGGCCUCGUAACCGCAGACCAUGUGUAACCACGCCAGCCCAGGACCUCCACAUCCGGCUCCUUCACCUGCGGGAUCGUCUGAGACCAGCCACCCGGACAGCUGAUGAAACUUUGGGUUUGCACAACCGAAGGAUUUCUGCACAUACUGUGGUGCUUAUCGUCCUCACCAGGGUCUUGACAUGACUGCAGUUUGGCGUUGUAACCGAAUUCAGUGGGCAAAUGCUCACCAUUAAUUCGCUGCACGCUGUGCUCUUCACGGAUGCAUCCCUGUUUCAACCGUAAUUAUGGCAGAUGGCAGACCCACGUGUAUGACGUCAUGUGGGCGAGCAGUUUCCUGAUGUCAUCAUUGUGAACAGUGUGCCCCAUGUUGCUGGUAGGGUUAUGGUAUGGGCAGGCAGGCAUAAACUACAGACAACAAACACAACUGCAUUUUAUCGAUGGCAAUUUGAAUGCACAGAGUGAUACCGUGACAAGAUCCUGAGGCCAAUUGUCGUGCCAGUCAUCCGCCGCCAUCGCCUAAUUUUUCAGCAUGGUAAUGCACAGCCCCAUUGUCGAAAGGAUCUGUACACACUUCCUGGAAUGUAAAAAUGUUGCAGCUCUUCCAUGGCCUGCAUACUCACCAGACAUGUCACCCAUUGAGCAUGUUUGGGAUGCUCGAGAGACGUGUACGACAGCGUGUUCCAGUGUCGGCCAAUAUCUAGCAUACCCAUUGAAGAGGAGUGGGACAACAUUCCACAGGCCACAAACAACAGCCUGAUCGACUCUAUGCGAAGGAAAUGUGUUGCGCUGCAUGAGGCAAAUAGUGGUCACACCAGGCACUGACUUGUUUUCUGAUCCACGCCCCUAUCUUUUUUAUUUGAUUAUUAAGGUAUUUGUUAUCAUCAGAUGCAUAUCUAUAUGCCCAGUUAUGUGAAAUCCAUCAUUUCGGGCCUAAUGAAUUUAUUUCUAUUGACUGAUUUCUUUACAUGAACUGUAGUAAAAUGAAAUUUUUGCA